Phyllopteryx taeniolatus (common seadragon) is the source of this 1537-nucleotide messenger RNA. RefSeq names its product inositol 1,4,5-triphosphate receptor associated 2 (gene irag3a). The coding region runs from base 234 to 1424 and encodes 396 amino acids. The record is from RefSeq and is a predicted model, not a curated record. The transcript has 13 exons. NCBI's taxonomy places the organism in Eukaryota, Metazoa, Chordata, Actinopteri, Syngnathiformes, Syngnathidae.
GGCAUGAUUCAACUUAAGCACUGUCAUGUUUUGUUUCCUUUUGAUAAACAUGGCAAGCGAGCGACUCAAAGCUGGACAAAUACUGACUGUGGAUCUCAUAAUGGGAUUAGCUAUUCUCAGUACUGCAGAGAGAGAGAGUCCAAACGCAAAGCAGCCACUGUAAAAAAAAAAAAAAAGCUGAGGUAGCAUUAAGGAAUUGCAUUCACCUGGGUAACAAAUUUGAGCUCUUUUAGAUGGAGCCGGUCCAUGCAGUCAUGCACCCUCAGCUAGAGGUGGACACUAAAGGUUCUCAGGAGUCUGUCCGUGACCAUGAUGACAGUGACUCGGAAAACAGUCAGGAGGAGACACCAACAUCUAACUGGAACGAGCUGUCCAUCAUAGAUCGAGUGGGACUCAACAGUGUGGAGAUGUCAGAGAUUGAUUUGGAAAAGGCCUUCUCUCAGAUUGCCUUGGCCUUCCGCUGUGACCAGUACACCCUGAAGCAGAGGCUCCAGGCGGAAGAGCACGCCCGCAACCUGGCUGAGGAGAACAUCCAGCUGGAGCUGUCCAGAGGCAGAGAGACGCUGGAGGCACUAAAGGGCCUGUGUCUGGAUAGCAAGCGCCGUAAGAUCCUGCAGAGGCUAGAAUUGUCGCUGGACAUCCUCACAGGCACCGUAGAGCGCAUCUCCAACACGGCCGAGGUUCUUGGAGCGGUGCACCAGGAGGCUCGUGUGAGUCGGGCAGUGGAGCUCAUGGUGGCUCACGUGGAGAAUGUGAGGAGCCGAUUGCAGCGACAUGAGUCGGAUCUGGAGGAGGCCAAGAAGAUGAUCCAGCAGCAGAACUCCUGCAGGACCGUCGAUGAGCCUGGAGCUCCUUUCGAUCCAGAUGAAAGUGACAGCUGGAAGAAAAGCUUUCAGCAGAAUGGCAGUCGCCGCAGAGUCAGUGUGUCAUUGAUUCCAAGCGACAUCCAGAAGACAAAGCGAGACUCUAAGAAGCGGGCCGCCCACGGGGAAGCUGAUCCAGGCAGUAAUUUGUUCCCAGCUUGUCCGUCUCCCAGCUUGAGCUCAGCGUCCAGCUGCAGCGGCGCCAACAAGGACGACAGCUACUUGGUGGAUGACAGGCCAAUUGAUCCCGAUGAAGUGUCUGCCCCGGCACCUCCCCAUCCCACUCCCAUCCCAGAGCUCCCUGUCCCAUGCAAACGAGCUACCGGUGGAAAGGUGCCACACAAAAGUUGCACGCUGGACACAACGCGGCAGAGGCACAAAAGCAAAGUUUCAUUGGCAAAGAAAAAGGCUGACAAAGAGAAGAAGAGGACAAACAUCUACUGCCGGAUUUCUGAAGAUGGAUCGCUGCGCAGGCAACGGCCUUUUGCUCGUUGUCGCUGUUUGCUGCUCUGCGUCUUUGUGCUUCUCGCCUUUAUUACCUGGAUUUUUCUCUUUGUGUAAGAAUAUUAAAGUGGACAUACUAUGGAAAAUUUACUUUUUAAAUGCUUGUAUAAAAAAAGGUGUGUCUUUGGAGUGCCAUCAUCACGUGAAAUUACAUUAAAAAGUAAAUCUUU